Molecule: messenger RNA, 450 nt
Organism: Eimeria necatrix
Lineage: Eukaryota; Apicomplexa; Conoidasida; Eucoccidiorida; Eimeriidae
Product: Endonuclease/exonuclease/phosphatase family protein, related
Exons: 3
Coding region: 1-450 (149 amino acids)
Source: RefSeq, a predicted model, not a curated record
AUGCAGACCACAAGGACUGGCAAUAUGGGUUUGGCUGGCGCAGCGCCCACAUACACCUGGGGGGAUAACCAAGCCAGCGAAGACGAAGAGGACGAAGCCGACGCAGCAGCAGCAGCAGCAGAACCAGCAGCAGCAGCAGCAGAACCAGCAGCAGCAGCAGCAGAACCAGCAGCAGCAGCAGCAGCAGCAGCAGCAGUGAAGGGUUUGCAGCUGGAGCUGCCAGUGUCUGUACACCUGAAAGAAGCCUACGGAAAGUCUCUUCUUCCUUUUACAAAUUUUGUUUCGAACUUUAAAGCAACUUUGGACCACAUUUUCAUUUCCGAAGACUUGCAGGCGGUGGGGACUUUGCCGGGGGUUUGCGUCGAGCCUGUGGAAACCCUCGGGGGUUUACUGAGUCGCUAUUAUCCUUCAGACCAUUUGUCUAUUGCUGCUGACUUGAUUCAGCUCUAA